This is a messenger RNA of Sceloporus undulatus (fence lizard), 855 nucleotides long. RefSeq lists its product as uncharacterized. The coding region runs from base 42 to 821 and encodes 259 amino acids. The transcript has 2 exons. NCBI's taxonomy places the organism in Eukaryota, Metazoa, Chordata, Lepidosauria, Squamata, Phrynosomatidae. The record is from RefSeq and is a predicted model, not a curated record.
GCUACCGCCGGCUAUCGCAUUUGACGACCUACCUGCAAAAAAUGCUGAAUUUCGAAGAGAUGACACCCGUGGCAUCACUUGAUAUUACUGCUGCUCCUCCGAUCAAAAAACGAUGUGUUGCAAGGAGGCGAGAUACCCUUAAAAAAUGCGAAGUGAUCAAGCAGCUGUUUUCAAAGGACUUUGAAGCAGAAGAGUCUCCCCAAAAUUCUGAUGGUGUGGAGACUGAAUGUGAUGCAGAGGAGGAGUCCACACUCGAUGACAAGGCAAGUUGUAGCUGUUACGCGACCGAAGGCCCUCGUUAUGAUGGGGACCCUCACGAACAAGUGAAUCAAGCCCUUGACCUGGGAGUGGAAGAGCAGCACAUCGUGGCUCCAAAGAAAAGAGGAGGAGUUAUGAACAAGUUAAUGAAAGUUGUCUUUUAUGCAAUAAUUCAACAUGUAAAAUUUGAAAGUUUAAAGCAAAAAUGUCCGGGGUGCUUAUAUGAUGAAGGAAAUCAAGAAGCUCACUGUUGUUUAAUGUGGGACAGUAAAUAUAUUAAUUCUGUUUUAAAAUCUCUGUGUUCUAAGCUGGACAUGAAAAAAUAUCUGCAAUAUGUGAUUACUCUUGCAGUUGCUUUAGAUUCUCUGUCUUUGAAUACGAAGCACCUUAUCAUGGGUUCUCAAAUACAAAAUCGUGUUUUAAGUUCCAACUUUCCUUCAGACACAAUAGCACUGCUAAUUAAAGAAAAUGAUAAAAUUUAUUUACACUUUGCUGAAAAGCUAGUGUAUCGUGUAAAAUACAACUAUUUCCUCAAUUCUUGCGACCGCUGUGUUAAAAAAUGAAUAAAUAAAUAAAAGAGGAAUAAAUAAAGUACUU